AAACUAAUUAAUUAAUAACAUCAAUGGAUGGAUCGAUUCCACCAUUAAAAUCCCUCAAGCCUCUCCUUCUCCCUCUCUAGAGAGAGAAACAUUAAAGAACAAUACUAAUUUUCAUGUUUUACCAUCAUAAACCAAAACCAGAACCAGAACCAGAACCAAAACCAUGGAUGAAUAGAAGUUAGAGAAAGAUAUAGCUACUUUACUUUAAAGAGAAAAAAGAAAACUGAAGAUUUGAGCUUUUCAGAGCGAGAGAAACUACUGCUUCUUUAAACUGAUCUGAUCGGCUCCAGUUUUAUCUCUGCGUGAGAGAGAGAGAAUUCAGCCAUUCAAGAAGGAAAACCAACCCAGUUCUCUCUCUCUUGUUUUUUUCAAAAGAAGAAGAAGAAGAAUGGUUUUUAGAGAUGUUAUCAAGGAACCAAAGGUGAAGGUGGAAAGGGCAGAUUGUGAUUCAUCUCUUAUGGUUGGUUUGCAAAAUUGCGUUAUUUUGCACCCUCCCGUGAACGUAGAGCAAGACUUAGGACUUUUGCAUAAGAAUUUGCAUUUACUGGCAUAUUUGUUCUCAGAGAGAAAUAAUAACCAUUCGGAAAAUGUUGGAAUUGGUUUGUUGGAAAGAGAGAGUUCGAAUUCUGAUUAUGACCCUAUGGAUACGGGAGAGAAUCGUGAUGGGCAAGCAUCCGAAGACAGUCUCUUGCCUGGUCUUUAUGAUGACGCUGCAAUAGAUAUUUUGGCAUGGAGUUGCAGAUCGGAUUACCCCAAUUUUGCUUGUCUGAAUAAGAAAUUCAAAGCACUGAUUGAAAGUGGGUGUUUAUAUAAAGUGAGGCGGCAUCUUGGUGUUAUUGAACACUGGAUUUAUUUAGCUUGUAUUUUGAUGCCUUGGGAAGCUUUUGAUCCUGCAAGGCAGAGAUGGAUGCGAUUACCCAGGAUGCCUUGCGACGAAUGCUUCACUUAUGCAGAUAAGGAGUCUCUUGCAGUAGGAACUCAGCUACUUGUUUUUGGGCGUGAGUUGUUAGGAUUUGCUGUUUGGAUGUACAGCUUGCUUACCCAUGACUGGUCCAGAUGCCCACCAAUGAACUUACCCCGUUGUUUGUUUGGUUCAAGCAGCCUUGGGGAAAUUGCUAUUGUUGCUGGAGGAAGCGACAAGAAUGGGUGUAUUAUGAGAUCUGCUGAGCUUUAUAACUCUGAACUGGGUACUUGGGUAACUUUGCCAGAUAUGAACUUGCCCAGGAAACUGUGUUCUGGCUUUUUUAUGGAUGGGAAGUUCUAUGUCAUCGGGGGCAUGUCAAGCCAAACUGAUUGUUUAAGUUGUGGUGAGGAGUAUAACAUUGAGACAAGGACAUGGAGGAGGAUAGAGAACAUGUACCCUCUUCCCAGUGCAGGUCAUCCUGCCAUGCGUUCUCCUCCACUGGUCGCUGUUGUAAAUAAUCAACUUUAUUCCGCUGAUCAAGCAACCAAUGAGGUCAAGAGCUACAACAAAACUAAUAACUCGUGGAGUGUUGUGAAGAGGUUGCCAGUUAGGGCUGACUCCUCCAAUGGCUGGGGAUUAGCAUUUAAAGCAUGCGGUACCAGCUUAUUGGUGAUUGGAGGGCACAGAGGUCCUCAAGGUGAAGUUAUUGUGCUACAUACUUGGGAUCCUCAGGACAGAAGCACAGACAGACCAGAAUGGAAUGUUCUUGCUGUCAAGGAGCGAGCGGGUGCUUUUGUGGCAAACUGUGCUGUAAUGGGAUGUUAAUGCUUUGCUUCAUUCCUAUCCUCGGUGCAAAAUCCUUGACUUACGGAAAAAACCAAAUGUUAAAUUGAUUGGGAAGGUGACACUUGUUUUGUCAUUAUCAUUUUUAUCGCGAACUUUACAAUGUUAACCUGUAUUUUAUUUCUAUCUUGAUGCAUAUUGAUUUCAUGGAACAUAAAAGAUGGUCUUUAUCCUGUUGUGAUUCCAUUAAAGCAGGACCUUGAGAGGAAGAAUUUGAAGGCAGUCCUAUGCUUCAGAAAUUUUUUAUUUGAAGUGGCUGCUCUCAAGACUAAAACCUGGACACGUGAUACCAUGUGAUUGUAAGCCCAUAAUUAUGUAUUUGUAACAUUCUGUAUUUGAGUUGUUAAAGGUAUUCAGAUGAUCAUAAUUGACCACACAUUGACAUUGAAAGUCAUAUGAUUUGGUCUAGAUCUCAUUAUGCUCAUUUCUGUGGAUUUUUUUGAGGCUCCGAAUUUUGUU
Messenger RNA from Populus euphratica (Euphrates poplar), 2206 nucleotides. Its product is annotated as F-box/kelch-repeat protein At5g60570-like. The transcript is spliced from 2 exons. Bases 389 to 1729 code for a protein of 446 amino acids. Gene Ontology annotation, molecular function: protein binding. Gene Ontology annotation, cellular component: nucleus. NCBI's taxonomy places the organism in Eukaryota, Viridiplantae, Streptophyta, Magnoliopsida, Malpighiales, Salicaceae. The record is from RefSeq and is a predicted model, not a curated record.